UCUGUUGGCGCCAGCGCCAACUGGAGAUCAGUUUGAUUCUCGCUCUGAACCGAGACAGAGGAGGUAAGCUGCACUCAUCAGAGCUCCUGCAGAGUUAACUAUAGUCUCUCUCUAGCUCAGUAGUUUGAUCUGAACAGUUCCGGAUCAGUUCCUGCUAGUCUGCGUGUCCUCCGAUGCUUCAAUCAAAGCAGCAGACAGAAGCAGCCACCACCAUGUCUAGACGAAGUGUUCGCCUGCAGAAAAGAUGUGGAAAUGCUACAGAGCAGAGAUGCAAGCAAAGCAACAGAAACAAGAAUCCGCCCCUGUCAACGCUGCAGUGUGAGAAGAACCAGCUGGUGCUUGAAGGUGUCGCCGCCAAGCCUUGUAUUCUCAUCGAGACCUCUGAGAAGGGAGUCUGGGUCGACAGUGACACACUUCUCACUUCCGCAAAUUCCUUGGUUCGGCCGUCGCCUCUGCCUCAUCUUGGGUGGGGAUCUCCUGAAGACGUGUGGGUGAAGAUGGUCGGCAGGGAGCAGAAUUACAGACACAGCAAGGACUUUGUGCAGAAACACCCCACAAUACUACCCCGAAUGAGAUCAGUGCUCCUCGACUGGUUGAUUGAGGUGAGCGAGGCCUAUAGUCUCCACCGGCAGACGUUCUACCUGGCACAGGACUACUUCGACCGGUUCAUGUUGACGCAGAACAACAUUCAAAAGGACACGCUGCAGCUCGUUGGGAUCACCUGUCUUUUUAUAGCGUCAAAGAUGGAGGAAAACUGUCCUCCGAAGCUCUCCCAGAUGGCCUAUAUUACUGCAGACACCUACUACGAAGAAGAGAUCCUUCAGAUGGAGUUAAUCGUUUUGAAGGCGUUGAGGUGGAACCUUUGUCCUGAAACAGCCGUCUCUUGGUUGAAGCUUUACUUCCAGAUGGCAUCGAUGGAAGCCGACUCCGACCUGCUGGAGCCGCAGUUUCCACAGGAUGCUUAUGUACAAAUGACACGUCUUUUAGAUCUGUGUGUCCUCAACAUAAACUCGCUGGACUUUGAGUAUCGAGUGUUGGCAGCCUCCGUCCUGAGCCAUUUCAUUCAACAGGAAACAGCUCAGAAAGUUUCAGGUCUGUCGACAGACGCCAUCCAGCUGUGUGCUAACUGGAUGGCCCCCUUCGUGGAGACGGUGGGCUGCUCCAGCAGAGUGGCUCUGAGGGAUUUUGCCGGAAUCAAGCAAGAGGACAGACACAACAUCCAGACGCACACACACUACAUGACCAUGCUGGACCACAGUCAGAAGGAUGUGACCAGCCAGUUCCUCACUCCUCCCAACAGCACAGAGAAAACCAGCACACACUGAACCACAAGAGGAAGACUCUGAAGGGACUGUGAGCAAAGAGGACGCGGGGUUAAUGUCCCACUAAGAGGACGCAGGGUUAAUGUCCCACUAAGAGGACGCAGGGUUAAUGUCCCACUAAGAGGGGCUCUUUUUACAGGAAACAACUCCUACUACUUUUAACUGGAGUCUGGAUGGGAGUUUUUUUUCACGCCUGCUGAUGUGAAAUUGCCACUGAAUGCAUCAUCCAGGAUAAUAUUUUAAAGACUUUUCUUUCUUCUCAGCCAAAGCUUUUUUUUGCUUGAUGUUUAGCUGUUUUUAGCAACAGGGUGCUAUAAUUCAGAAAAGGAGAAAAUGUUUUUAAAAAAGUGUCAAGUGUCAUUUCUAGGAAAUGAUCUAUUACUGAAAGUGAUGUGCAAUUGUUUACUUUUGUAGCAUAUUAAAUAUGUUCAUAGUCAACAGAUGAUACUGCUUCAGGGUCAGUUGAAAUAUGAAAUUGUUUUUUAAAACAGAUGAUGUUGAAAAGCAGCUACCGUCAGCUAAUCUGUAAACUAAGUGUGAAAAACAGGGAACCACUGAUAUACAGUACGAAUAUGCACCGUCAUGAACCCAGAUGAAAGCCAUGCGACUGAAAGGGCAGGCUGAAUAAAUGGCAUACUCAGUGUUUUUCAGUGAUAUUUCCCAUGCUAUUGUAAAGCCAUUGUUUGUGUAACUCAGGGCUAUGGAUAGUCAGUGAUCUAUUUUCAAAUGAUUGCAAGUGUACAAAUGAGCAACUGUAUUUAUUAGAAGUUUAUUUUCUACCACAAAAUAAAAUAUACAUUCCCAAA
This is a messenger RNA of Sebastes umbrosus (honeycomb rockfish), 2128 nucleotides long. Its product is annotated as G1/S-specific cyclin-E2-like. The record is from RefSeq and is a predicted model, not a curated record. The transcript has 12 exons. Gene Ontology annotation, molecular function: cyclin-dependent protein serine/threonine kinase regulator activity. Lineage: Eukaryota; Metazoa; Chordata; Actinopteri; Perciformes; Sebastidae. Gene Ontology annotation, biological process: regulation of cyclin-dependent protein serine/threonine kinase activity; G1/S transition of mitotic cell cycle. Gene Ontology annotation, cellular component: cytoplasm; cyclin E1-CDK2 complex; cyclin E2-CDK2 complex. The coding region runs from base 174 to 1325 and encodes 383 amino acids.